AGCUGUCAAAUUGGUGAGUGCGGAAAAUUGGUUAGUUAUUUUACACAAUACUUUAAUUUUCUGGAUUUUUUAAGUGAAAUCCUUUACUAUUAAAAUGGCUUCACGUCGUAUUGCACAGACUUCUGUCAACUGGGCCGCUCUGGCUGAGCGUGUGCCUGCUAACCAAAAGGCCAAUUUCGGUGCUUUCAAAACCAAGUCAGACGUUUACUUGCGUAGUGUUUUGGCCAAUCCCGAAAAUCCACCACAAAUCAAUUGGGCUCACUACAAGCAGUUGAUCCCUGUCGCAGGUAUGGUUGACACGUUCCAGAAACAAUAUGAAGCACUUAAAGUGCCAUACCCAGUUGAUAAUGUAACUCCACAAGUGGACGCUGAAAUCAAAGAAACCAAGAGCGAAAUCGAAAGCUUCAAGAAGGGUUCCCAAGCACGCAUUGCUCAGUACCAGCAAAGCAUUGAUCACUUGAAACAAAUGUUGCCAUACGACCAAAUGACAAUGGAAGACUACCGUGAUUCAUUCCCUGAACAAGCUUUGGAUCCUAUUAACCGCCCAACAUUCUGGCCUCAUGAUGCUGAGGAACAACGCGACAACAAAGAUAGAGCACACGCUGAACAUUAAAAGUUGUUAUGAAUAGUUCUAAGCAGAAAAGCAUUGAGAACAGCGAUUUAAACGAAAAGUUGUAAUUUGCAAAUAAAAACUUAUAAAUGUAAAAACUCAAUACCGAA
Bactrocera tryoni is the source of this 720-nucleotide messenger RNA. It is a transcript of the gene ATPsynD, whose product is annotated as ATP synthase subunit d, mitochondrial. Gene Ontology annotation, biological process: proton motive force-driven ATP synthesis. The record is from RefSeq and is a predicted model, not a curated record. Lineage: Eukaryota; Metazoa; Arthropoda; Insecta; Diptera; Tephritidae. The coding region runs from base 95 to 613 and encodes 172 amino acids. The transcript has 2 exons. Gene Ontology annotation, molecular function: proton transmembrane transporter activity.